AUGACUUAUAGUGAAAGUGCCUACAAACCACAGCAACCAAAACAGACAAGAUUGUCUGCGCAAGGCCCUAUCGAAUGUUGCUUGACCGGUUUCCAAUUGUUGAACUCUCCUCUUUUCAAUAAAGGGUCUGCUUUUACAAAACAAGAAAGAUUGGCCUUUGGUCUUGAAGGCUUGCUCCCCCCACAAAUCAACAACCUUGACGAACAAGUUGAAAGAGCUUACAAGCAACUAUCUUUCCUCAAGACCCCUCUUGCCAAGAAUGACUUUUGUACCAGUAUGAGACAACAGAAUAAAGUUUUGUUUUACGAAUUGGUACGCCGUCAUGUCAGAGAAUUGUUGCCAAUUAUUUACACUCCAACCGAAGGUGAUGCCAUUGCUGCCUACAGUCACCGUUUUAGAAGACCAGAAGGUUGUUUCUUGGAUAUCACCGACCCUCAGUCUGUCGAAAAAAGAUUGGCUGCCUUUGGUCAAGAUAAGGAUGUUGAUUAUAUUGUCGUUUCCGAUGGUGAAGGUAUUCUUGGGAUUGGUGACCAAGGUGCCGGUGGGGUCCGUAUCGCCAUUUCCAAAUUGGCGUUGAUGACCCUUUGUGGUGGUAUUCACCCAGGCCGUGGUAUUCCAAUUUGUCUAGAUGUCGGUACUAACAACCAAGAAUUGGCCAAUGAUGAACUCUACAUGGGUAACCGUUUCCCAAGAGUCACUGGGGAAGCUUACUAUGAAUUUGCCGAUGUUUUCAUGCAAUCAGUCAAGAAGCUUUUCCCUAAUGCCAUUGUGCAUUUUGAAGAUUUCGGGGUUGGUAACGCCAGAAACUUGUUGAAACGUUAUCGUAAAGAGCUCCCAUGCUUCAACGAUGACAUCCAAGGGACUGGUGCCGUGGUCAUGGCCUCGAUUAUUGCUGCUUUGAACUUUACCAAGCGUGAAUUGCUCGACUCUAAGAUUGUCAUUUUUGGCUCGGGUUCUGCUGGUCUUGGGAUUGCUGACCAAAUUGUCUCCCAUAUGCACACUCAUGGUGCCACCGAAGAACAAGCCAGAUCAAAGAUCCACUGUAUUGAUCGUCAUGGUCUUAUUAUUGAUUCCAUGGACUCGACUUUGGCCAGUGAAGAUCAACUCAUUUAUGCCGACCGUGCCAGUGAUUGGGAAGGGGUUGACACCAAAUCACUUUUGCAAGUGGUUUCUAAAGUCAAGCCAACGAUUCUUAUUGGCUGUUCUACUAGACCAGGAUCAUUUACCGAAGAAGUUGUCAAGGAGAUGUACGCUCACAACCCACAACCAAUUAUUUUCCCAUUGUCUAACCCAACCAGACUUCACGAAGCCACUCCAAAGGAUCUUAUGGAAUGGACCGACAACAAUGCCUUGGUGGCCACUGGGUCUCCAUUCAAGCCGGUCAAUGGGUACGUUUCAUCCGAAAACAACAAUUGUUUCUCAUUCCCAGGUAUUGGUCUCGGUGCGGUGUUGAGUAGAGCUAGUGAAAUUAGUGAAAAGAUGAUUAGUGCUGCUGUUGAUGAAUUGGCCAAACUUUCUCCAAAGAAGGUCGACCCUAAGGCUGGUCUUUUGCCGCCAGUGGAACAAAUUGUCGAAUGUUCUUCUAGAAUUGCCACUGCCGUGAUGUUGCAAGCUGUGAAUGAAGGAUUGGCCAGAGUUGAAAAUGAUGGAAAGGUCAAGGUUCCAAGAGAUUAUGACGCCGCUCAUGAAUGGGUGAAAUCUCAAAUGUGGAGACCAAAGUACAGAGACUUGAUUAGAGUUGAACAUUCUCCAGAAAUCCACACCCACCAACAUUAA
Molecule: messenger RNA, 1776 nt
Organism: Saccharomycopsis crataegensis
Lineage: Eukaryota; Fungi; Ascomycota; Saccharomycetes; Ascoideales; Saccharomycopsidaceae
Gene: MAE1
Product: malate dehydrogenase (oxaloacetate-decarboxylating)
Exons: 1
Coding region: 1-1776 (591 amino acids)
Biological process (GO): malate metabolic process; pyruvate metabolic process
Cellular component (GO): mitochondrion; cytosol
Molecular function (GO): NAD binding; malate dehydrogenase (decarboxylating) (NAD+) activity
Source: RefSeq, a predicted model, not a curated record